Thlaspi arvense is the source of this 1043-nucleotide messenger RNA. Lineage: Eukaryota; Viridiplantae; Streptophyta; Magnoliopsida; Brassicales; Brassicaceae. The record is from the annotation of a GenBank genome assembly.
AUUUUAAAAGCCCAAAUUUGAAAAGCACGUGAAAGAGAGACUUCAAUUUCUUCCAACUGAUCACCUAUUCCGAUCGAUCUGGUUUUACAAAUCGUCGGCAACGCUUCCGAUCUAUCUAAAACUCGCUUCCAACUCCGAAUUUUCUUGCGAUUCCGAAAGAUUCCAAGCGAUUCCGUUUACGCUUUCGAUUCCAGAGCGGGAAUCAGAGCUACACCGAAUUUGUGCUACCUAGCUUUGCCCAAAGGAAAAAGCAGAUCAGAAGAAAUAGGAGGAUGGCGAAGCUGAUUCUAUUCACUGCCGUAAUUAUCGCGAUUCUCUCCCACGGGGGCUCCGUUGAUGACAAAUGCGCUGCUUGUAACGCCGUCGCGGACGAAUUGGAGUCACAGUUUUUGAAGGAAAAACCACGGAACCAUGUUGAUAUGAGAAACCGACUGAAUUCUAAAGGCCAGCGAGAAGGAAAGGUGAUUGAUUACAGAAUAAGCGACCUGAGGGUGGUUGAUUUGUUGGACGGGCUGUGUGAUAGAAUGCAGGACUAUACUCUACAAAAGGUGGAAUCUAAGAGUAGACAAUGGGUCAAAGUGGCAAAUUUUGACAAUCUAACAAAUAAACAAGAAGCUAAAGCACAUGCAAAUGACAUUUCAACUUAUUGUGGAAGAUUGCUGGAGGAAACUGAAGAUGAGCUUGCUGAGGUAAUAAAGAAUGGAUCCUUAAAAGUAGGAGACGUACGCAAGGUUAUGUGUCAAACUCUAAGUAACCACUGCAGCAAAUCAAGUGAAACAGACUCAGAGGAUGAGGAGGACGACGAUGCAGAUGAAUUGUAGCAUAAUCCAAUGAAAAUCUCACCACUUCACCAUCAAGUGAAGGUUUCAUUAUGGAGAUAUUUAUCAACGACUCAUAUGUAGCUCAGACACAGUUUGAAUAUUUAUGUUCCAUUUAUUUUAUGUAUGUCUUUUAUGUUGUGAACUAAUACUCUUUAUGGAAAAAGCAAAGAAGAGUUUAAAAAUAUAAAGAUAAACAUAAAAUUUUCAUUUUUUUUUUCUGAA